Ipomoea triloba (trilobed morning glory) is the source of this 816-nucleotide messenger RNA. Its product is annotated as endonuclease MutS2-like. Gene Ontology annotation, molecular function: ATP binding; ATP-dependent DNA damage sensor activity; mismatched DNA binding. NCBI's taxonomy places the organism in Eukaryota, Viridiplantae, Streptophyta, Magnoliopsida, Solanales, Convolvulaceae. Gene Ontology annotation, biological process: mismatch repair. Bases 137 to 709 code for a protein of 190 amino acids. The transcript has 7 exons. The record is from RefSeq and is a predicted model, not a curated record.
UUCAGUUGUACCAGUUGAUGGAGGCCUUGAUUAGGAAUGAAACAAGGGAAUCAUCCUCUUUGAUGUAUCUUCUUUCAAAUUCUUAAUAGCCUCUUCUACAAAUAUUGGCUGAGGAAGUGAGUACAGUUGAUGGCAGAUGGUGCAUACGAUCAGGAUCUGCUCAGCGAAAGGGGCUUCUGUUGUCAAGAUGCAAGAAGAUCUUCAUGACAUCGAAAAUGUUUUCAGUAUCAUAGUUGGAAUAGAUGCUAUAGAUAGAUUAAUGCUCGAGCACAGUAUAGCCUGUCACUUGGAGGUGCAUAUCCUGAUUUAUUUUUGCCACAAGACAAGGGCACCUCUGUUACUCGUGAAGAAUCAAAUUUGGACAUAUCAUCCUUGGAGAUGGAGGUUGCUAAAGUUAAACAAGCUCCCCCCUAUUCCUGUUGACAUAUUUAUAGCCCAAAAUACUAAAGUUCUGGUCAUUACUGGCCCCAAUAUUGGAGGAAAAACCAUUUGCUUGAAGACUGUUGGGUUGGCUGCUGUGAUGGCAAAGUCGGGACGUUCAAAUGCAAUCAAUAUUGGUCAAAGGCUUGGAAUUGCAGAGGUGAUUCUGGAUAAUGCUCGUGAACUUUAUGGAGUAGCAAAUGCAGAAAUUAAUGAGGUUAUACUUGAGAUAUGGAGAGAUUUAACCAGAAAUUUCAUGAGCAAAUUCACGAGGCUCAACAUUACUUGAAGUAAGGAAUAAAUGAUGCUGUCAUGAUGGUACUUCAAUUCCUAAGGAUUGAUGAAGGAAUUAGGGGAGGAACCAUUUUCCUUUUUAUAUACCAUUGAGUUGUUGUA